Desarmillaria tabescens is the source of this 1546-nucleotide messenger RNA. Its product is annotated as cysteine proteinase. The coding region runs from base 213 to 1286 and encodes 357 amino acids. NCBI's taxonomy places the organism in Eukaryota, Fungi, Basidiomycota, Agaricomycetes, Agaricales, Physalacriaceae. The transcript has 4 exons. The record is from RefSeq and is a predicted model, not a curated record. Gene Ontology annotation, molecular function: acetyltransferase activity.
UAAGCUAGUCAAUAUCUUUGAUUGAAGUUGCGAGUACAAGCAGCACGUUAUUGAUGCACAAAUGAGGAUGGUUAUGUCUACGUGAGCAUGACACGGAUAGGAUCCGUGUCGGCCACUCCCCCGUUCCAUUCGUGGUUCUUUGAGACUUCUUUGAAACCGCUCAAAAGCUACCUGGAAACAGAUACCCCCCUGUUCCCACUCAACGUCUAUCCAUGACCUACAGUUUCAGCGGCCCUUCAUCAAGCCGCACACUUAUCAAGAAAGUCGAAUCUCCUUACACCCCGCGAGAAGUCAUUCAAUGGCUAGAAUCUAUAGGAUACAGACAUGAACUCACGGAAUCUGACAUAGCUUCUGGGAGAUUCCAGACAACCCUCGAGAACCUUCAUGUGCUCAAUCGUUUGCACCUCGUCGCAUUCCCCUUCGAGAACUGCGAUAUGCAUUACACAUCAGACCAUUCCAUGGAUGUGACACCUCAGGGUAUGUUUCGAUGCGCCAUACUUCGCGGAAGAGGGUCGUACAGCUUUGGGCUCAAUACGCUAUUUCUCGGAAUGCUGAGGGGGCUAGGAUAUCGUGCGUACGCAGGGUCCGCUCGAGUUAACGAAUCAAGUCCGCGGAAACUAGGUCCUUUAUCGCACAUGAUCUUGCUAGUCCAACCAGACUCCGAGACCCAUUUUCAACCAGUUUGCCUCGUCGAUGUAGGGUUUGGUGGGACAUGUCUUACGAGGCCGAUCUAUCUUCGUGACUGUGCCAUUGUGAUGGGAGCGACAUCCUCAGAAAAACAUCGAUUGAUUCGGGCCCCACAUCCUUCGUCGAGCAUGGACAGCCAAGAUUCCGCCUUACUAUGGCAUCUUCAAAUAUCUCGAUCCGGCAAGUCCGAGUCAUCAUGGAAGACUUUAUAUGCAUUCUCAGAAAGCGAGUCCUUCCCAGAGGACUUCAUGAGGGCAUCAGUCUAUAUUUCACAGAUACCGAGCGAAAGUAUUUUUUGGAAGAAUCUCAUUUGUGUCAGGUACUUUGUCGUCGAUGGAGAAGAGCAAAGGCGGUUAGGACUCGAAUCAAGGGCAAAGGAUGUGCAUCUUGGGAAGUAUAUCCUCUUUGGCAACGAGAUUCGAAGGUCGGUGGGCAGCUGUCAGCAAGUGCUUCAAACAUUCAGAAGCGAAGAGGAUCGAAUACAGGCGUUGAGAGAUUAUUUUGGAUUCGAUAUUGAUGACAAAGCUGUGUGCAACAUUGUAGGACGAGCCGCUGCUCUUGCAGCGUGCACAGCAAAAGCCAAAUGCAAUGUACAAUAAAACAGCCUGAAAACUGAUAUCAGUAGAAAUAUUCGAGAAAACGGCAGUACAGUCAAGUGCAGCAAGCACUUGGGAGGGCGUACUGCAGGCAGGUGGAUAUUUAUCCUAUGUGCACACACUUGGUCAAAUCAUACCGAUGCCACCAAUCAACGAGAAUAUCCUAAAAGCGGCCUUCACAGGCGUAGCGACGCGUCAGUCGUAGCAACUAGGUCGUGGAAGGAAGGAAAAAUAGGACGCAAAGGGACUUCGUAAGAGCGAUG